This is a messenger RNA of Myzus persicae (green peach aphid), 1635 nucleotides long. RefSeq lists its product as uncharacterized. Lineage: Eukaryota; Metazoa; Arthropoda; Insecta; Hemiptera; Aphididae. The coding region runs from base 1 to 1635 and encodes 544 amino acids. Gene Ontology annotation, molecular function: protein dimerization activity. The transcript is spliced from 3 exons. The record is from RefSeq and is a predicted model, not a curated record.
AUGGUUAUAGAUUCUAUAUCAUAUUUUAUGAAAAAAUCAAUAUCGGAUGAAAUUAGAGAUGCUGUUAUGUUCUCUGUCCAGUUGGACACCACACAAGAUAUUUCUGUUCAAGACCAAUGUUCUAUUAUUUUAAGAUAUGUGAACUAUAAAGGUAUCCAUGAAAAACUAUUGGCUGUAAUAACUGUACAACAAUCUACUGGCAAAAGUUUUAGCGAUAUGCUUCAAGGUGUUUUAGCUGAAAAUGGUCUUGAUAUUAUGAAAUGUGUCGGCAAUGCAACAGAUGGCGCAGCGAACAUGCAAGGAAAAUUUAAUGGUUUUUCUGCUUGGCUUGAGAGGUCAACACCAAAUCAAGUUCACGUUUGGUGCUAUGCACAUAUUUUGAAUUUAGUGAUCAUUGAUUCUACCAAAUCACCUCUGAAAGCAGCCGCGUUAUUUGUCACUCUUAAUGAUCUUGCUAAUUUUUUCAAAGAGUCGUAUAAAAGGAUGAACGUUUGGGCGAAUACUGUUGGUGAAAAUAAUAAAAAACGUUUACAAUCUAUAGGUAACACACGGUGGUGGUCAAAAGAACUGGCGUUAAAACAUUUAUUUGGAUCUGAUGGUAUGUAUAUUGAUGUGAUAUUGGCCUUAAAUUCUAUACAGAUUUCAAAUGGAUUCACUCCAGAAGCUAGGUUAAAGGCUACAACUUUAAAAAAUUCAAUUUUAGAAUACUCAACAAUAUUAACCGCUUUUAUUUACAUAAGAAUUUUUAAUAUUGUUGGCCCGUUGUCUAAAUAUUUACAAACCAAGGGUAUGGAUUUAUUAAAAUGCCAAGAGAUGGUUUUCGCAGCUAUUCAAAAUCUAAAGUCUAUUCAAAGGGAUAUGGAUGGAGUUAAAGUGAUGGCAAAAAAAUUUAUUGAUACCAUGUCAGAAAAAUUAGAAUUGACAGAAACCGAAGACAUAGACAUAGUAAUUGAAACUGAGUUGCCUAUAAUCAGAUCCAGAAAACGAAAAAUAUUGUCUGGUGAAAAAAAUAACGAUGAGCCAAUUACAGAUCCUGAAAUAAAGUUUACUGUGGAAGUCCAUAAUUUGAUCUUGGACAAUACUAUUGCUAGCAUGGAAAAAAAGUUUUCAAAAAAUCAAAUUUUAUAUACUGAUUUUGCAUGUUUGUCGCCUGUUAAUUUUGAAGAUAUAAAUAAAAAGGAUUUGCCAUCCAAUGCUUUAAUAGAGCUAACCAACAAAAUCAAACAAUUUGAUGAAACAAUUACAAGGGAUAGCUUACAAAAUGAAUUACUUAGUUUUUCUAGUAACUGGAAUGAGCUAAAAAAAUCAGUUCCCGAAUCAUAUGAAAUUGAUACCUAUGAUGAAAUUCAAGAUGAAGAAGAUUUUGGAAACAAAACUAUCAAUGCUUAUAGUCAUUUAACUAUUGCUUAUCAAUAUCUUCUGACAUUGCCAUGCACACAGGUUGCUUGUGAAAGAUCGUUUUCUAUUUUAAAAUAUUUGAAAAAUAGACUCCGAAGUACUCUAAAUGAAAAUAAACUUGAGGCUUUUAUGAUUAUGUCCAUAGAAAAAGAUACACUUUUCAACAUAAACAAUGAUGAAGUUAUUGAUCACUUGAAAACUAAAAGCAAUUUAUUAUUAAAAGAGCUAUCUUAUUAA